AGACAGUAAUAAGUAUAUUCACCAAUAAUUAAAAUAAUUGUUCGUCCCAGUCCUAGCUCAAAUUUAAGUAGUUACUGUUACUUCCUGUCCACUCUCCUGUGUACUGUAAAGGACUCCCACUAAACCAUCAGAUUACCUUCCAGAAUGAUCUUAACUUGUUCGAGAGUGAUCUGGGCCUUUCUUGCUGGCCCGUUGGUCAUCUCUGCCUCUCCCCCUCCUUUCUGCAGGGAUUGCCCACCAAUCACAGGGGCUAAUUAGAAAGCCAAGAGAACGCAGACCCAGAGAGGAAAAGACAAAUCUCCAAAACACACACUUUUCUGUCGGGGACUGCUCGAGGCAGAGAGACAAUGGAGGAGACGUAUCUUCUCAACCAUCAAGGAGUCAAGAAGAAGAUUCUGGCAGGAGGCAGAGGACCGCUGCCACACUUUGCACCUGGGACAAAGCUGGUUUUCCAUUUCCAGACGCUGCUGGACAACUUCGAACGAACGGUCAUUGAUGACAGUCGACUGGCUGGCAGGCCGGCUGAGAUCUUUUUCGGAAAGAUGUUUAAGAUGGAAGUCUGGGAGACCCUGCUGGCGUCCAUGAGGAUCGGAGAGGUGGCUGAGUUCUGGUGUGAUGCUGUUCACACAGGCUUGUACCCCAUCGUGUCCAAGGGAAUGAGGCUAAUCGCUCAAGGGAAAGACCCACUGGAGGGUCAGAGACACAUGUGCGGCAUGGGAAACAUGUUCCACUAUCACUCCACUGGUUUCCCAGAGCUGGAUGAGAUAAUGAGAACUCCUCAACCACUUAUAUUCAUCAUGGAGCUGUUGCAGGUGGGAGACCCCAUGUCCUACCAAAGAGAGUCAUGGAUGAUGGAAAAGGAUGAGAAGCUGCAGACAGUGCCAAUUCUCCACAUGCAGGGCAAUAUGUUGGUCAAGCAGAGAAAAUACAGAGAGGCUGCCAGCAAGUACAAAGAGGCCGUCCUGCUGCUGAAAACAGUCCAGUCCAGAGAGAUGCCGGGUGAUAUAGACUACAUUAAUUUGGGUCGAAUGAUCGUCCCCCUGGAGUUGAACUACUGCCAGUGUAUGUUGGAGCUGGAGGAGUAUUAUGAAGUUAUAGAGCACACCACCGAACUGCUGGAGAAACACAACGACUGUAUGAAGGGCUACUACAAGAGAGCCAAGGCCCACGCUGCUGUGUGGAAUGAAAAGGAAGCCCGGAGGGACUUCAACAUGGUGGCCCACCUGGACAUCACUCUGGCCUCUCUCAUCAAUCGAGAGCUGAAGGCCCUGUCAGAGAGCAUGAAGGAGAAGUACUGGGAGGAGAAGGAGAAAUACUGGAACAAGCUGGAGAAAAAGAAGAACAAAAAUGAAGAGGAGGAGCGACAUGAUGAAGAUGAGAAAGAAGAAGAUGAGGGAGCCAAAGAAAAACAAGAGGACAGUGAAAGUGUGACCACAGAGAGUAAAGAUGAAGCGGAGGAAGAAAAAGGUAAAGCAGAGUCUCCAUCCAUUCUUUGUGCUGAAGGCCAUGAAGAGGAACUCGGGGGAAAUAAGGUUACACCAACUGAAGGAAGAGAUAACGAAGAGGAAGCGAGCUCUUCUGAGACCAAUCCAAACGAUGCCACUAAAAAAGAGGAGAAGGACUGGCAGCAGAUGUUACGACUGGUCAUGUUGCUGCAGAACGAAGGAAACUUCCUCAUUAAAGAAAAUCAAUUUGAAGAGGCUUCUGGAAAGUUCAAGGAGGCCAUGGAAUAUGUGGACGUCCUUCGGAAUAUGGUUGAUCAACAGGGCGAGGACUGGGACUCGCUAGAGAAAGUAUGUCUUCCGCUGACUCUCAACCUCAGCCAGUGUAUGCUGGAGCUCAAACAAUACCAGCAAGUGGUGGAGCUCAACAACAAGCUGCUGAAGAAACAUAAAGGUAACUUUAAGGCAGUGUAUCAACGGGCAAAAGCACAUGCUGCUUUGUGCAACAAGGAUGAAGCUCGGAGGGACUUUGAUAAGGUGGAGAAAUUGGACCCAACGUUCAAACCCUUUGUCCGCCAGGAACUGAAAAAGCUGGGUGAGAGGGUUCGCAUUAUGCACAUCCGCCAGAACAAGACUUACAGGGAGACAACACAGGAGAAGUGGGGGCCUGGUAGGAGCAAGGCAAAAAGUGCAGCAAGAAAGAAAACCGUCAAAUGUGCACAGAAAGCCACUGAAGUAGAAAAGAAGACGGAAGAGAGUAAGAUAGAAGACAAGGAAAGCUCAGAAAAACCCGCCCCUGCUGAGACCGAGGGAGUGGAUGAAGCAGACACAGAGAAAGAUCCAGAUGUGAAAGCUAAGCAGAGUAAUAAAGAGCUAGAGAGUGGGAGAGCGAGUGGAGAGGGGUUAGAUAAUGAAAAUAUAGAGAGUGUCGUGGUUCAUGAGGACGGGCAGGGUGUACCAGAUAAUCGAGCAGCAGAUAAAGAUAGCGAUCCCGCGCCCACCAGCACAGGCAAAGAUAAUGUAGAGAGCAAGAUACCAGCGCAGGAUCAGGUCAGAAAGAAGGUCAAAUGCCAAUCAGGUGCUGCACUGGGACCAGGCACAAGCCAAGGGAACAAAGCCACCUGUGAUAAGACAGGAAAUGGUGGCACUCAAUCAGAAUAGACCAAUGGGUGGAAUUUAUCUUGUGCAGAGCCAAAGGACCACAGGGGACGAUGAAUAGACCUUAAACUAACAGCAAUAUGGAUGGAGAAAGGGAGACAGCAGGAUAGACAAGUGAUAAACAGCCAAGCCUCAAAUCUCAACAGGAAAUAUUGAUUCUGCCACAAACAAAUCCAAAUAUAAACACAAGGAGGAAAAAUUAAUACAAACAGACUGCGUUUGGCAGUUAAGUUUCAUUGUUCGGUUCUCAUCGGGAUAACUGCAGGCACAUGAGAAAGCACACUCGGACAAGGAGUUUGCCAAAUACAAAGUUUUUAUUUCUGUACACAAAGAGUAAAAAGCAGCCAGUAACCCACUUGUUAUUACAGUAAAAAGCCUUUCUUCAGAAAACUUUUUAUACAGAUUAAAAACUCCAGAGAAAAGACAGCAAGAAGUGUUUGAGCGCUGGACAUCGACAUAAAUCAAAACCAUUAAACAUUUGAAUGAUUAAUGAGGUAUGUUAAUGGUGAUCUUAACAAAAAAAAAAAAAAAAAACUCAGUUCACCAGUAAUGUAUGAGUGUGUGUAUACAUGUAUUAGUGUUAUCAACACCUUGUUUGAGGUUAGAUGAUUCGUCGUCAUGUAAGCUUAGGUGCAUGAUAGCCUACAUGUUGUGAAACAAAGGCAGGGGAGUAAUGACCGUCAGCGUGUUGGCUACAUGCAGUAACAGAAGUCUGGAGAGAGACAGCAGUGUCCUCUGGGGUGACUCUUGCCUCUGCGGAAAGCCUUUUUCUUCAAUCGCACAGCUUCAGUCACGCCACAGGGAGCAGGGUCUGUUUCAACGGGUGCAGGGAAUAUAGGGAGCCACCACCAGUAUAGAAAUUAGUGCAUGGACCGGAUGAUCACGCAGUGAAUGAGAGAUGACUCUACUGCAGCUGGGGGACCAUCAAAGUCACUGGUGUCAAAGGGCAGCAGAGAGAAAACAUGGGGACAAACUGUUUGUGUCAUAUAACCACCUGGUGUGUUCAUCUCGACCUGCCUCGUCUAUAUUGCCUUUAAAUAAACAAGACCAGUGUUGACAGGCAGCCCUGUGGGGAGUUCCUCUGCUUCUUUUUUUCUCCACGCUGUCACUGUUGCAUCAUUCUGUGUAUCCGCACACAAAGUAUGGAGAUAAAAGUGAUCAUGAAUGUGUAAUGAGAUGUGUGAAUAGCAAUAAAUGAAUGAA
This is a messenger RNA of Anarrhichthys ocellatus (wolf-eel), 3803 nucleotides long. Its product is annotated as myb-like protein X. Bases 348 to 2603 code for a protein of 751 amino acids. Lineage: Eukaryota; Metazoa; Chordata; Actinopteri; Perciformes; Anarhichadidae. The record is from RefSeq and is a predicted model, not a curated record. Gene Ontology annotation, molecular function: protein binding; peptidyl-prolyl cis-trans isomerase activity. The transcript is spliced from 9 exons.